Plectropomus leopardus (leopard coralgrouper) is the source of this 313-nucleotide messenger RNA. The record is from RefSeq and is a predicted model, not a curated record. Lineage: Eukaryota; Metazoa; Chordata; Actinopteri; Perciformes; Serranidae.
AUGGAUGUCGAAAAACAGCAGAUUUGUGUAGCUCUGUUUGUUGUGCUGCAGCGCUGCAAAGACAAGCUGAACUCUCUGGCCAUCUCGGUGAUGAACCUGUGGCCCGGGGUCCGGCUGAGGGUCACCGAGGGCUGGGACGAGGACGGCCACCACUCGGAGGAGUCGCUGCACUACGAGGGCCGGGCGGUGGACAUCACCACCUCGGACCGAGACCGCAACAAGUACGCCAUGCUGGCUCGGCUGGCGGUGGAGGCCGGGUUCGACUGGGUCUACUACGAGUCCAAGGCCCACAUCCACUGCAGCGUCAAGUCAG